Diaporthe amygdali is the source of this 7794-nucleotide messenger RNA. RefSeq lists its product as uncharacterized. Gene Ontology annotation, molecular function: 3-oxoacyl-[acyl-carrier-protein] synthase activity; fatty acid synthase activity; phosphopantetheine binding. The record is from RefSeq and is a predicted model, not a curated record. The coding region runs from base 1 to 7794 and encodes 2597 amino acids. NCBI's taxonomy places the organism in Eukaryota, Fungi, Ascomycota, Sordariomycetes, Diaporthales, Diaporthaceae. Gene Ontology annotation, biological process: fatty acid biosynthetic process; secondary metabolite biosynthetic process. The transcript has 5 exons.
AUGAUUCUUGAGAAGCGAUGUGCUAUGACUGAGAUCCCCUCAGAUCGUAUGAACGUGGAUGCGUUCCAAGGAACAGACCCAAGUCGUAAUGACACGAUAACACCUCGUGGCGGGCAUUUCAUCAAUGAGGAUAUCACGCUCUUUGAUGCGCCCUUCUUUUCCAUCACGUCGGCAGAGGCAGCAUCGAUGGAUGUACAGCAACGGCAGCUGUUGGAAUGUGUCUACCGUGCACUCGAGAAUGCCGGCAUGCCCAUAGAGAAUAUGAACGGAUCGAGGACAUCCGUCCACACCGGUUCAUUCUCCGACGACUAUCGACUGAUGACAAUGCGAGACCAUGAGUGCAUGCCAACUCACGCAGCAACUGGAUCUUCAAUCAGCAUCCUCGCCAACCGCAUCAGUUGGUUCUACAACCUGCACGGUCCGAGUCUCCAGAUUGACACGGCAUGUUCAAGCAGUUUGGUGGCCCUGGACAUGGCUUGUCAAGGUCUGAGGACAGGGGGAUCAGACAUGGGUAUCGUCGCGGGCUCUAACGUCCUCUUCAAUAUGGACACCUACUUGAUCCUCUCCAACAUGAACUUCCUCUCCCCAGACAGCCGCUGCUACAGCUUUGACCACCGCGGCAACGGCUACGCCCGCGGCGAGGGCUUCGGUGUCCUCGUGCUCAAGCGCCUGUCCGACGCUGUCCGCGACGGCGACGCCAUCCGCGCCGUGAUCCGCGCUUCGGGCUCCAACUCGGACGGCCGCACUCCGGGUAUCGCGCAGCCGAGCGGCGAUGCCCAGGAGGCGCUCAUCCGCGAGACGUACGCCAAGGCUGGGCUCAGUCUGGACACGACGCGCUUCUUCGAAGCCCAUGGGACGGGAACCGCUGUCGGCGACCCCAUCGAGGCGCGGGCGAUGGGCGCCGUCUUCGGCCGGCACCGCAGCCCGGACGAGCCGCUGUACGUGGGCGCGGUCAAGUCGAAUGUGGGUCAUCUGGAGGGCACCAGUGGCGUGGCGGGAGUGAUCAAGGCGGUUUUGGCGCUGGAAAAGGGCGUCAUACCGCCCAACACGAACUUCGAGCUGCUGAACCCUAGCAUCGAUGCCGCCUCCCUCAACCUGCGCUUCCCGACGGAGGCGGUCCCUUGGCCAUCGCGCGGAUUGCGUCGGGCUUCAGUCAAUUCUUUUGGCUUUGGAGGGUCCAAUGCACACAUUGUGCUAGAUGAUGCACACAACUUCCUAAAGGCGAAGCGGCUAGCAGGGUUUCACAACACGGUGAAAAUCCCUCCCACCCGGGAGCAGAUUGCCCAAGCUUUGUCUGGUCAGCAGAACAGUCGUCUCAACGGAGAAUAUCGCACGCCUCAGGAUGAGGAAGGGUCUGGUCCCGCGCUUCUUGUCUGGUCUGCUGCAGAUGAAGGGGGAGUCAAGCGUCUUGCGGACGCGUACAACAACUAUUCUCACUCGCUGGCUCUGGACGCUGAAAAACGUCGCACAUAUCUGUCUGACCUUGCUUAUACGCUCGCUCGGCGACGAAGCACAUUCCCCUGGCGGUCAUAUGCAGUCAGCAACUCAGCAGCCAGUUUAACACAAGAAGAUGUGUCACUGUCCAGGGCUACACGCUGCUCACGCAACCUCGGCCUUGGAUAUAUCUUCACCGGUCAGGGUGCACAAUUCGCGGGCAUGGGGCGAGAGUUGCUCGCUUAUCCUGUCUUCAGAGCCACGCUACAGCGUGCCCAGCUCUACCUUUAUGAGCUAGGAUGCAAGUGGUCCUUGAUGGAGGAGCUCCUCCUCGACAAAGCGACAUCCAGGGUCAACCGACCAGACAUGAGCCAGCCCCUUUGCACGGCCCUGCAAAUAGCCUUGGUGAUGCUUCUACAAUCAUGGAAUCUUGCACCAAAGGCCGUCGUGGGCCACUCUUCGGGCGAAAUUGUCGCUGCCUAUUGUGUAGGCGGCCUCUCACUGCGCUCAGCAUGCAAGGUCGCUUUUCUCCGCGGCAAGCUUGCGGCCGAGCUGGCCACAAGCUCUCCAAGAGCGUGCACAAUGAUGGCUGUCGGUCUCUCCGAGAUGCAAGCCGCGGAGUACAUUAAGUGCGUCACUCAACAAUUCCCCAACGAGAAAUGUGGCAUCGUCGUGGCCUGCAUCAAUAGUGCGACCAGCGUAACUAUAUCAGGCGAUGCCAACCAGAUCGAGGCGCUGCGAGUGCUCUUGUUGCAAGACUCGAUUUUUGCGCGCCGGCUACAGGUGGACGUUGGAUACCACUCGCCUCAGAUGGAGCAAAUCGCCGCCCAAUACCUGCGUGAAUUGGACCAGCUGGAACUGGGCGUGCCUUUGCCCGGUUGCACGACCAUGAUAUCCUCCGUUACCAACGCCCCGAUCAAGAGCCUUGAGGAGCUGUCUCAUGCCAGCUACUGGGUGAAGAACCUAGUAAGUCCCGUGCGAUUCUCCGAUGCCCUUGCUUCGCUUGUGUCGAUGGGUGCCAAGAGUGCCCGUAAGAAGCUUGGGGGUGUCAAAAGCGCGGCCGCCAAGGACGCCAUCGCUGUAUACGACUUCCUGGAGAUCGGUCCUCACGGUGCCUUGGGAGGCCCGGUCAGAGAGAUUCUUAAGACUUCGCCGCGAGGGAAGGAGGUCAGCUAUGCGUCUUGCCUUACCCGCAAUGUGCCAGCCGUGGGCACAACACUAGCAGCUGCCGGGCGCCUGUGGUGUCUCGGAUACCCGGUCGACGUGGCCGUGGCCAACCACUUCCAGCCUGGGAAACUGAGGCCGCGGAUGCCACUGACUGACCUUCCCGAGUACCCGUUUGACCAUUCCCAAUCCUACUGGCACGAGAGCCGCGUCAGCAAGGAGUAUCGCCUCCGGAAGCAUGCGCGCCGUGACUUGCUGGGAACCCGUAGCGUUGACUGGAACCCUCUUGAGGCGCGAUGGAGGAAGUUCAUCCGCAUCUCCGAGACGCCUUGGGUCGAUGACCAUGUCGUGAAUGGGUCCACCAUCUACCCAGCUGCGGGGAUGUUGGUGAUGGCAAUCGAAGGGGUCCAACAGCUUGUAGAGGAUGCGUCGAGCGCGAUGACACGAUCGAUUAAAGGAUAUCGAGUCACAGAGGCAACCUUCCAGCGUGCCCUUGGCAUCGACUCGACAACGGAUAAAGGAACCGAGACACAGCUGUACAUGCGACCGAUCCAAGAUGCCGCAGCCGGAAAGGAGGCCAGCCGCUUUGAGUUUCGCAUCUGCACCGUCGAAGGGAAUCAGUGGAGCGAGAACUGCCGUGGACAAAUCCUGAUCGAGUACGAAGAAACUGAGCCCAAUGAUGUCGACGGUGGAUUGGGGAUCAGGGCAGCAGAUGAGGCCAUGUGUGCUCUGUUGGACGCAAGAAGCAAGGCCUGUACUCAGACAGCGGACAUACCGGCGGUCUAUGACCACUUUCACAAGAUGGGCCUCAAAUUUGGACCAUCGUUCCAGACCUUGGAUAGAGUCCAUUUCAACAACGAUGGACAGGUCGUAGCCAAUGUCAAGACGUUUGAGUGGGAGGCCACCGACGGCAAGACCAACCCUCGUCAGCCCCAUCUCAUCCACCCCACCACCCUCGAUGCCUUCAUCCAGGUCAUCCUGGCGGGUCUGACCAGAGGCGCAACUCGCAAAAUUCCCACCACGGUCCCUACUCGGGUCACAGAUCUGUGGUUGUCGAACACCGGUUUAUCAUAUCCAGAUGUCACUGGCCUCCGAGCCACGUCUUGCCAGCUUUCACGCGGCGCCCGCCAGACCCAGUCGUCCCUGGCAGCAUUCGGACCAGAUAAUCAAAUUCGUGCUUCGAUAGCAGUGCUUGAGACGACCAACAUAGAUGCUCAGAACAGUGCCGGGGACUCGGAGAAUGAGAGUCGACGAAGACGGCUUUGCUACCAUAUGGACUGGAAGCCGGACUUUGAUUGCCUCUCCUCAUCGCAAGGCCCAGAGUAUUUUGGCGCAGCCAAGGCAGUCAACCCAGUGACGGCCUUGUUCUACCAGGACCUAGCCUGCUUCCUCUAUUCGACCAUCGUCAGGACCCUGCAACAGCUCGACCCAAGCCGCAUCGAUCCCUCGAAGAUACAAUACAUCGAGUGGAUGAAGCUGCAGGUCCAGCGCUUCAACAAGAACCAGCUCCUCCACCAGCAGCCGGACUGGGCGGUCAGGGUCGCGGAUGUCCGCCACCAAGAGGUCAUCUCGCGGCGCCUGGAGAGCUUGAGCACUGAGGGGCGUUUCUACGUCCAGGUGGCGCGCCAGCUUCUCCCAAUCCUCCAGGGGGAGGCCGACGCCCUACAGUUGCUGUUCUCCGGCGAUCUGGUCAAGGAGUACUACCUCGAGAUCAACUCGCGACUGUCCGAUGCCUUCGCCCGCGUUGUCGACCUGCUGGCGCACAAGAAUCCCGGCCUCAAGGCUCUCGAGAUUGGCGCUGGGACGGGCGGCACCACCGCGCAUAUCCUCAAGCCCCUGUUCAAUAUGGACGGCGGCGACGACGAGCACGGCAACAAUGACAACAACGCCAUGCGGAGCCCACGAUGUGCUCGCUAUGACUUCACCGACGUGUCGCUGUCCUUCUUCGAGCAAGCGCAACGCGACUUUGCCGCGUACGCGCCGCGCAUGCGCUAUGCGGUGCUCGACAUCGAGCAGGACCCGGCCGCGCAGGGGUUCGCCGACGAGGCCGGCACGUACGACCUGGUCGUCGCGGCCAACGUGCUACACGCGACGCGCAACCUCGACACCACUCUGCGCCAUGUGCACGCGCUGCUGCGGCCCGGCGGCCGGCUGGUGCUGCUCGAGCAGACGGGCGACUUCGCGCGCGGCGGGUUCGCGUUCGGACUGAUGCCGGGCUGGUGGCUGUCCGAGGACGGGUACCGCUGGUGGGGGCCGACCAUGUCGCCGGAGAAGUGGGAUGGGGUGCUGAUUGCCAAUGGUUUCAGCGGGACGGAUUUGGUGCUUAGUGACUAUGGGGACGAGAAGUGUCAGGAGCUGAGCAUCAUUGUCUCCACGGCACAGAAGGCGGAUCGUAACAAGGCAGCUCGAGCGCCUCACAUCUCGCUGGUGACAACAAGAGAAGCACCCAAGGCGGAGCAAGUGGCUCGGCAGCUUCAACAGUUGAUUGCCGUCCAGUAUGGAGUCACUUGUGACAUAUCAUACUUGGAAGAGGAAAGCAGUCUACCGAGUGGCGCUUUUUGUGUCUUUCUGGUGGAAUUGGAUGCACCUUUGCUUCACAGCAUCGGCGAGCAGACCUUCAAGCGGCUUCAGGCGACGCUACUAUCCGCGCAAGGGCUCGUCUGGGUGACGGGAGGCGGAGGCGACAAGUGGAGUGCCCCGGAGUACCAUGUGGCGGAUGGUCUCCUGCGCGGUCUUCGCACAGAAAACGCCAUGCUGAAAGCAGCCACUUUGGCCAUCGACCCGGACCGACAGACGACAGACAUUGCGGAGGUGGUUCUUCAGGUUCUGGACAAGGUCCUCUCCUGUGCAGUCGACGACUUGGAGGUCGAGUACCGAGAUCAAGAGGGCCUGCUGCUGACAAACCGCGUAGUUGAAGCCGACCACAUGAACGAGCACAUCCACAACACCGUCCAGCCCCUGAGGUCCAGGGUCGAGCCAUUCGGCGAGCCGAGUCUACCGCCGCUGGCCCUUCAGUUUCAGACGCCUGGCUUGCUGGACUCUCUCCGUUUUGUUGAAGACGAGGCCGCUCGGCGACCCCUACGGCCUAACGAGGUCGAGAUCGAAGUUAUGGCCGUGGGCGUCAACUUCAUGGACCUGCUGACAGCGUUAGGGCGCAUUAACCAGGUUGAAAUCGGCGGUGAAUGCGCGGGUAUUGUCUCCCGCGUGGGCGGAAACGCCGCGGUGUCCGGCCUCAAGCCCGGAGACCGCGUGUGCGCCGUCGCCUUUGAUUGUUUCAAGACGUAUGCGCGCGCGGACGAGCGCACGGUCGUCAAGAUCCCAUGCGACCUCUCUUUCACCGAUGCGGCGGCGCUACCUGUCACGUAUACAACAGCCCACUACGCGCUCGUCGUGGCCGGCCGCCUCCGAAAGGGUGACAGGGUCCUCAUCCACGCCGCUGCCGGAGGAACGGGCCAGUCGGCCUUGCAGCUCGCCCAGCAUCUCGGGGCCGAGGUGUUUGCCACGGUGGGCUCCCUCGGCAAGAAGCGGCUGCUGAUGGACCGGUACGGCAUCCCAGAAGACCACAUAUUCUACAGCCGCGACACGUCCUUUGCGCAGGGGAUUAUGCGGAUGACAGGCGACCGUGGCGUCGACGUCGUGCUGAACUCGCUCGCGGGCGACGGGCUCGCGGCGAGUUGGGCGUGCAUGGCAAGCUUCGGCCGUUUCAUCGAGAUCGGCAAGAAGGAUAUCCACGCCCACUCAAGGCUAGAUAUGUUCUACUUUGCCAAGAACGUUUCGUUCACGGCGGUGGACGUCUUCGGCAUGACCAAGGAGCGCCCGGCUCUUGUGAGGGAGUCGCUUUCGGCGGCGAUCGAACUCGUCGCGGCUGGGCUGGCGAAGGCGUCGCACCCGGUGCAGACAUAUUCUGUCUCGGAGAUUGAGACAGCACUGCGGUACAUGCAGAGCGGAAAGAGUGCGGGCAAGCUAGUGAUCGAGAUGAAGAAGGAAGACAAGGUUCUUACUGUGCUGAAGCGCGAUUGCCGCUACUCCUUUGACUGCAACGCAACCUAUGUGAUUGCUGGAGGAUUUGGCGGCAUCGCCCGCCGCACCGCACGCUGGAUGGUAGACCGGGGAGCGCGCCACCUUCUUCUCCUCAGUCGCUCUGGACCCAAAUCAGACGCAGCUAAGGAACUCAUCCAGGACCUCCGCAGCAAAGGAGUCCAGGUACAGCACCCUCGCUGCGACGUGGCAUCUGAGCAGUCAGUGGCCGCUGCACUGGCCGAGUGCGCCAUGCCCCCAGUCAGAGGUUGUAUCCAGGGAGCAAUGGUUCUCCGCGACGCCAUGUUCGACAAGAUGACCCACGCUGAGUGGACAGCUGCCUUACAGCCCAAGGUCGACGGCUCGCGAGCCCUCGACCGCUGCCUCCCCUCUGGGCUCGACUUCUUCAUCAUGCUCUCCUCGGUCGUCGGCAUCCACGGCUCGGCGGGCCAGUCCAACUACGCGGCGGGGGGUACGUUCCAAGAUGCGCUGGCGCGGCACCGCGUGGCCCGCGGCGAGCGCGCUGUGGUGUUGGACCUCGGGUGGAUGGUAGACGACGGCAUUAUCGCUGAGAGCGAGUUCCUGACACGGACAUUCGAGGCGGCGGGGCUCAUGAUGCCGCUCAGCUCGGGCGAGUACCUGGCCCUGCUUGAGUACUACUGCAGCCCGGAUGUUCGUGACGCGCAGGAUGCCCGCGCCUGCCAGGUCAUGAUUGGGCUUGAGAGCCCUGCAGCGCUCGUGGCCAAGGGCGCUGAUGUGCCCGCGUUGCUGCAGCGGUCGACGUUCCGCUACAUGCAUACGAUGGCGCUUGACAACGGGGAAUCAGGGGCCAUUGAUGAGACGUCUCUGAAUGAUGGCCAGAAGGCUGCGAGGAACUGGUCCCUUUCCUUCAAGGAGGCGAGCUCGUCGGCGGAUGCUGGAGACAUUGUUGUGGAUGCAUUGACGCACAAACUGUCGCGGGCAUUGUCCAUCCCUCCCGGUGAUAUCGAUACUAUGCGCCCGCUACACUCCUACGGCGUGGACUCUCUGCUAGCUGUCGAGCUGCGAAACUGGUUGGCCAAGGAGUUUACGGCUGAUGUGGCUGUUUUCGAGAUUAUUGGUGCAGCUAACUUCGGUGUGCUGGGCGCAACUGUACUGGCAAAGAGUCAGAGUCGCCAGGGAGAUCAAGGGACAGCCUAG